Molecule: messenger RNA, 2625 nt
Organism: Mizuhopecten yessoensis (Yesso scallop)
Lineage: Eukaryota; Metazoa; Mollusca; Bivalvia; Pectinida; Pectinidae
Exons: 6
Coding region: 51-875 (274 amino acids)
Source: RefSeq, a predicted model, not a curated record
UUCGUGCAAAAUGGAGUUUUUUUGCCUUCUGCCUACGGAUUAUAUACUUCAUGUCGACAGUUCAGAUUUCUCCAACCACAGUAAACACCAGUCUUGAUUCGAAAGUCACAACAAGUCAAAGUUCAGAUUUUGAAACUGACUACAGAAGUGACAAGGCAGUAGAUGGCUGUACUAAACGGACGCUCAGAAGUGGUUGUUGCUCACAUACAAACGUGAAUCCUGCACCAAAUGAAGCUUGGUGGCAGAUUGACCUUGGUGAUCAAGUCGUCAUCGAAGACGUCAAGAUAUAUUACAGAGAUGAGGCUAUAUUAGAGCAAAAAGGUCGAUUCGCUGGUUAUCAAAUAUACCUGUCAAAUACUACAACAGAUUGGAGAAACAAUGGCAGUUGUUAUACAGACACACCUUCUGCACCAUGUGUGGUGGAGCUAACUCCACGAAUCACAUCAUGUACAGGCAACACCCGAUACCUGACAAUUUACGUCGACCGUCGAACACUAGCUUACUCUUGGUACUCUACACAAGCUUUCCUGGAGCUCUGUGAAGUACAAGUUCAUGGUUGUCCAGUAGGGAAAUAUGGUGACGGAGAUUGUGAUUCAAACUGUGAUCCAACCUGUGUUAAUAGCCAGUGUCAUCCUAACAGCGGUCAGUGUUCAUACUGUGCGCCGGGAUUUUAUAAGUCUGGGCUUGUUUGUACAGCAUGUCCGACAAAUUGUUUGAAUGGCGUGUGCAAUGUGGAGUCCGGUCUUUGCUCAGAAUGUGUGCCUGGUGUGUAUGGCCCCAACUGCACUCAGACCUGUCCUGUCAGCUGUCAAGACAAGUGUGAAAGAAACACCGGAGAGUGCAAUGGUAUAGUUAUUUGUUUCUUGUUUGAUUAGCUUAAAAUGAAUCAUAUUGAAUGUGAAUGUGAAUUUCAUAAAUAUUUGACUCGAGUUCUGCUCUAGUUGUUUCAACAUAUAACAAGGAAUUUACAUUUUAACUUUUUUUUUAUUUCAGCAACUGUAUGCUAUAGCAUUAUGCGUUCCUAUAAGUUCGUCACGUAUUGUAAAUAUUCUAUGUAUAAUGUACGUUAACUGUAUUGUCUAUGUCACGUGAUGUUCGUAAUAUAAAUUGUUUCACGUGUUGUAUGUUUCAUGUAGUGUCCAUGUCAUGUGAUGUCCGCGACCUGUGGUCGUGCAAGCCGGUAUAAAAGUGUGUAUGCUAGUGUCUCCUCUUGGUUUUAUUGGUCAGUAGUCUUUGUGUGUAUUUCGCUCCAAAACUACUGAUUCUGCACAAUCACAUGACGUUUUAUGGACAUGGAAACAAUUGGGACAAGAUACUGGAGGCAUUGAAAUAUCCCGUAUGUACCAUUAUGAUUUUAAAAACAUGAUAGUAAGCAUCAUAAUUCUUGCUGAAAUUUACAUUGUACGAGUUAAAUCAAUAACUAACUAGUUGAACUCAUUUUUUUGAGAAUAGACAUUUUUUUCUAGGAAAAUAUCAAAAUGAUUUAUGUAUAUGCAUUUAAUCAUAUAUUUUAUUUAUUUUUACAGUUCUCUAUCUUCACACUUAUUCUAUUGAAUAUAUAGAGCCAGGUAAAACUGGUCAUUUUAAUACUUUGUAAUAUGCACUGUCAAAUUUAAUAUAGUGAAAAUAUACUGAUAAAAAAUUGAAUACCUGCUAUAUAUUUAAUUUCACACGUGUUUUCCGGGUUUGUUUGGUUCUGCAUAAUUAAUGGACCCCAUCGCACUCUGUGCACAUUUGCGCGCGAUGUGCGGAUGAUGUUCUAUGAGUUGUGCGAAUACACAACCGUGCUUACACUUUUGUAAUCGUAUAUUGCGUAAGCAUAGGAUUCAUCAAAACAUAAACUUGGGUAAUCGAUUGUGAUCUCAAUUUAUAAUGAGUUGUACACUUCAUUAUUUUGUAAAUGAUGACUGACUUUUUAAGUAAUUAAUAUAGAUGGUAAAGUGAAAUGUUUCUGGUCUAUACAUGUUAAACAGUAUUUAUUUGUACACAUUUUACUAUAAUCUGUGUAUCUUAUCUUUGCAGGGUUUGAUCAUGAUGCUUAUUGAAAAUGUACAUCAAGAUAGAGAAGAAUGUAUACUCAAACCUUUGUUACAAACACCCAUUGGAGGAGAAUUUAUUUUAAAAGAAACGCUAUAUACCGUCACUUAUGAUUCAUUUUAUAUAUAUGUAGUAUUCUUCUGUAAAUUAUCGAAGUCUUAGUUUAUUUAUAUCAUUACCCUACUUCAUAUCUUUAUCUUCACCUUUAAACAUAUCAUUUUAUCAAUAUACAACUCCGUAAUUGAUGUUCAUAUGAUAUUUAUGUAAUGAUACAAUCAAAUAAUAAGCUUAUAUAUACCAUCAGCUUUGUUAAGAAAAACAGUAUAUUUGUAUGCGUAAACAUUUGUUUGUUUUCUUCUCAUGCACCCCAAGAGUUGGAAGGUCGAGACUAGCUUGUGACCCUAUCUGUCAAUUGAGCGGAAAAUGCAAGCAAACAGAUGGCCAUCUUAAAGGUAGGUGAACAAAUGCAUGUACUAACUCAAAUUGAACAACAAUUAUGCAACUGUUCAAAAGCUAAACAAUGUCAGGAAAGUCAAUUCAGUAAAACGUUUUUUCUUCGUUAUAAUGUCAUAGGCUUGAUAGUGAUGA